Molecule: messenger RNA, 885 nt
Organism: Effrenium voratum
Lineage: Eukaryota; Dinophyceae; Suessiales; Symbiodiniaceae
Source: the annotation of a GenBank genome assembly
AUGGACGUGUUCGUAACCGGUGGCACCGGCCUGAUCGGUGCAGCCGUUGUCAAAGAGUUGCUUUCCAAGGGGGCUCGUGUCAUCGCUCUGGCGCGAUCGGAGGCCGCCUCCGACAAGUUGCGCGCCUUCGGUGCCAGCGCUUUUCCCGGUGACCUGAAACACGCUGAAAGUUGGGUUGGCAGGGCAGCGUCCUGCGACGCAGUCAUACACGCCGGUGCGACAUUUGCAGCGGAUAUGGGCAGGAUCGACCGACUUUCAAUGCUGGCGCUCAAGCAGGCCACCAAGCACAGGAAACAACCCCUGAAGCUUAUCUAUACCGGAGGCAUCUGGCUCUUUCCUUCCGUACAGGGCACACAGGCUAUCACGGAAAAAACCCCGUUUGCCCCCGUCCCUGCCUUCCGGUUCAUGGCGGAAACCAUCCGGACGCUGUCUCAUGGCACGGAUCUGAACCUUGUGGUGAUCCACCCGGCUCUCGUCUGCAGCAGGUUAUCAGGACCGAUCGCCGAAAUGACGGAAGCAUUGAAGGCAGGCAGACCAUUCAGGACGCGCGCGGCCUCCGAGACGCUUUGGCCGCUUGUCGAGGCAAACGAUCUGGCAGCGCUCUACGUUCUGGCACUCCAGCAGGCCCGUUUCAGAAUGACAUUGAUGGCAAGCAGCAUAUCCGGCAUUUCGGUUCGUCAUCUGGCUGCCCACAUUUCGGCCCGGCACGGUCUUCCCCUGGAAAUCGAGACGGUUCAGGCCGACAAGGCCGUUCCUCCGGAAACGGACUGGAGCGCCGGCUACGCGUUGUCCCAAAAAAUCGAUGUCACCCAGACAACUCGGGCAACUGGCUGGCAACCGGAGCAUUCCACGAUCGAGGACAUGGUCGUUUCUCUGUCGAGAUAG